GCGGCGCCUAAUGGUGGUGAAGCACAGGCAGGUCUUGGGGCAUGCUGCGCGUGGUCUCUUUCACCGGCGAGCAUAUUUUUGAAGCCGGCCCAGAGGAUGCGGAGAUUCUGGCGACGGAGAGCUUGGCACCAUUCAUUAAGCGACAAGUUCAAAAGAAGAGGAAUGUAUCAAUCUUUUGCCAACGACUGCUCCAUCAUGAUCACAUCAUUACAGAUGGUGAUAUGUGGCAAGAUUUGGGCCGGCCCCAGGAGAUCCAAAUAAUGUUUGCCCACUACGUGAACGAUUACGCUGAUCAACUCUUGGGAGCAGCAUACGCGGGAAACGAAGAAGUUGCUCGCGAGGUGCUUUGUCAGCUGCAGGACCCCAAUUGCUUGGAUUCUCAGAAGGAGUCCCCUUUGUGGAAAGCCUGUGCAGCUGGUCAUGUGAGCUUGGCUCAACUACUCCAUUCAGCAGAUGCAGAUCUUGAGAGUCGCGAUGUGCACGGGAAAACGCCACUGGCUGCCGCUGCAGCCAACAACCACCUGGAAGUCACUCAUUGCUUGGUCCAUGCUGGGUCCGAUGUCAACGCUUUAGACCAUGAACGCCUCUCGCCAUUGCUAUGGGCCACGCAGAAUGGCCACUUGCAGGUUAUGCGGUCACUGAUCGAUGCAAAGGCUGACAAGGAUGCAACGAAUGACCGGCAGGAAACCCCUUUGUUUCUGGUUGCAAGCAAUGGCUAUGCGACCGCAGUGCGAGUGCUUACUGAAGCAGGUGCUGACAAAGAAAAAGCAGACGAAUGCAACUACACGCCAUUGCAUAUUGCAGCAGAGAAUGGGCAUUUGGAAGCUGUUCAUGUGCUCAUUGAAGCUGGUGCCAGCAUAAAUUCUUGCACGCGAUCUGGAGCCACUCCUUUGUUUGUGUCGGCCAAGCGAGGCCACCUGAAGGUGGUCAGCCUUCUGGUGGAAUCUGGGGCGGAGAAAGACCAGCCUGCCAUGGAGGGUGUCACUCCUCUCUUUGCUGCAGCCUUCUCUGCUCGUUUUGAGGUGGCACGAUUCUUGGUUCAGGCUGGAGCUGAUCGGAGCCGCCGACCAAGCCCUAACUUCGACCUUCAAACUCUUUGGUCCGGUGACAUUUGACCAAUGUUGACCAAUGUUGACCUGUUCACCAUGCUAAAUCUUAAUCUGUUUCAAUUGUUUUGCCCUCUGAACCUUUAGUUGGCUAUCGCAAUCUGUUUGCGACGCUGCCACGUAGAAUUUUCGCUUUUCGGCCAAGCUCAAAGAGCACUCCUGACACACGACAGUGUCACGUCCUGGCGUCUCGCGCAUUUUGAGAAAA
Molecule: messenger RNA, 1314 nt
Organism: Cladocopium goreaui
Lineage: Eukaryota; Dinophyceae; Suessiales; Symbiodiniaceae
Source: the annotation of a GenBank genome assembly